GAUUUUUUUUUCCACCACAGAAGAAGAACAACAAUGCAGCGCGACAAGACGGGAAGCUCGGCGGUGGCCGGCGAUAAACCGGACCGUGAGACCGCCAUUAUGUCCAAAUAUUACGAUGGCGUCGAGUUUCCUUUCUGCGACGAGUUUUCUAAAUACGAGAAGCUCGCCAAGAUCGGUCAAGGCACCUUCGGGGAGGUGUUCAAGGCCAAACAUAGACAGACUGAAAAGAAAGUCGCACUGAAGAAGGUGCUUAUGGAAAAUGAGAAAGAAGGGUUUCCUAUCACUGCACUGAGAGAAAUCAAGAUCCUGCAGCUGUUGAAACAUGAGAACGUCGUAAACCUGAUUGAGAUCUGUCGAACAAAAGCUACCCAGUUUAAUCGGUACAAGGGCAGCAUAUAUCUGGUGUUUGAUUUCUGCGAGCACGAUCUGGCUGGACUGCUAAGCAAUGCCAACGUUAAGUUCACGCUGUCAGAGAUUAAGAAGGUCAUGCAAAUGCUGCUGAACGGACUCUACUACAUUCACAGAAACAAGAUCCUGCACAGAGACAUGAAGGCAGCAAAUGUGCUGAUCACAAGGGAUGGUGUGCUGAAACUCGCUGAUUUCGGCCUGGCAAGAGCCUUUAGCCUGGCGAAGAACAGCCAGGGCAAUCGCUACACCAACCGCGUAGUGACGCUGUGGUACCGACCUCCAGAGCUCCUCCUUGGAGAGCGUGACUACGGGCCACCCAUCGAUCUUUGGGGUGCAGGGUGUAUCAUGGCUGAAAUGUGGACCAGAAGCCCCAUCAUGCAGGGAAACACAGAACAGCACCAACUCACUUUGAUCAGCCAGCUGUGUGGAUCCAUUACUGCUGAAGUGUGGCCUGGUGUGGAUAAAAAAUACGAGUUGUACCAGAAGAUGGAGUUACCCAAAGGACAGAAGCGGAAAGUAAAGGAGCGCCUGAAGGCGUAUGUUAAAGACCCGUAUGCUCUGGAUCUGAUCGAUAAGUUGCUGGUGCUUGACCCUGCGCAGCGUGUUGACAGUGAUGAUGCUCUUAACCAUGACUUCUUCUGGUCUGACCCCAUGCCCUCUGACCUCAAACAUAUGCUCUCCACACACAACACGUCCAUGUUCGAAUACCUUGCCCCCCCUCGACGACGCGGUCAUAUGCCUCAACAGCCAGCCAAUCAAAACCGCAACCCAGCUACAACCAGCCAGUCUGAAUUCGACCGUGUUUUCUGAUUCCUCUGAUGUUAAUCACACUAUUUCUCACUCGUGAUAUAGAAAAGGGAACAUGUUUUUGAGAUUAAACUAAGAAGAGCGAAGUGAGUUUGACUAUCGGAUGUUAAAUGAGUCAAAAAACAAAGACCAAUGGCAUCUGUUUCACUUUUAAUCUACUCUCAGUUUGUCUCUAGACGUAACACUUUGUUACAACUAUGUUCAUACAGAUGCAGCCAUGGGGCCGGAAAUAAUCUGGUAGAUCUCGGGCCACCCCAUGUUUAACCAAAUGUUAAUUUUGGACUAUGCUGGAUUCAAACACAGCUCAGAGGUCAGGUUUGCUGUAACUGUAUGUUAGCUGAAGUGGGACCAGCAUUUUAUUGGGAGUGAGUUGCAUGUUAAGUAAGGAAAGAUGAAAAUGAGUCGUUAAAUUUUUUAAUUCUUAAAUUUCAGUUACAGUUUUCCUGUUUUCUAAAUAGUGAAAUUUGCCUUGUAUUAUUUUAGUUUAACAGUGUUUUGAAUUCAUUUAGCUAAUUUUAAUGUAGUUUGCACCAUCUGAUAUGUUAAUGUUUAAACUUUAUUGUUUAUUUAAAAAAAUAUUUUUGUGUGUGAUUUGAGGUAAUUGACCUGAAAGACCAAUAAACCUCUGAGCUUUUUACUGCA
Clarias gariepinus (North African catfish) is the source of this 1857-nucleotide messenger RNA. RefSeq names its product cyclin-dependent kinase 9 (CDC2-related kinase) (gene cdk9). NCBI's taxonomy places the organism in Eukaryota, Metazoa, Chordata, Actinopteri, Siluriformes, Clariidae. Gene Ontology annotation, biological process: protein phosphorylation. The coding region runs from base 34 to 1218 and encodes 394 amino acids. Gene Ontology annotation, molecular function: ATP binding; cyclin-dependent protein serine/threonine kinase activity. The record is from RefSeq and is a predicted model, not a curated record. The transcript has 8 exons. Gene Ontology annotation, cellular component: nucleus.